CAUCAUUGAUGAUGCCUUGGGGCUAGAUGUCGUGAAUCAAGUAGUAAUCAUCGUGAAGAAAGAGACCUGGAAGAGUGCCAGAGCCAGAAUAGGAACAUCGCCGCCGAGCUGAAGGAGUUGAAGGAAAAAAUGACGAUGGGGCAGACAAGUGCACCGCAGCCCUCGCCCAACCCAUGGUACUCGCCUGACACUGCCACACGCCUCUCCAUGUCUCGAAGCAAGUCAAGUCUAAGCAUGGGAACUCCUCCACCAGAGGCUCCUCAUCAUUCCCACGGAAAACCAGAGACCAUUUUCCUGAACCGAAACCGCGAGCGAUUGGACAUAGAGGCUAUUAAACAUGGCCGGAACUGGGAUGACACUACAAAAGAACGUUAUAACUACGUCAAGGGUCUGAACCUGUGUCGAUUUUACUUUCUCGAUCCACGUGGCUGCCGCAAUCCGAAUUGUGAAUUUAAACACCAGAAGGAUUACUCGGCGUCGGAUAAUGAGCUAUUUAUGCUUCGGAUGUUGACUCGUAAUAAGCCAUGCGAAAACGGCACCCAGUGCACUAAUAAAGAUUGUUUGUUUGGUCACCAUUGUCUUGAGAAGGAAUAUCCUUGCCGCUUCUCACGCAAUGGCAAGUGCGGAUUUCCAGAGUUUAUGCACAUAAGGGAUUUUGAGCCGGUCAGUACAAUGGUCUGAGGGAGGUGGUUUGGUCCUAAGGGGAUGGACAGAGAGGAUGAUGUUUCUUCUCCUACAGUGGUCCCUAGGUAUUGCUUUCCGUAUUCUGUUUAUAUUUAUUCACACUAUGAUUGUAUCACUGGUAGAAUGCGAC
Aspergillus caelatus is the source of this 814-nucleotide messenger RNA. RefSeq lists its product as uncharacterized. Lineage: Eukaryota; Fungi; Ascomycota; Eurotiomycetes; Eurotiales; Aspergillaceae. The transcript has a single exon. Gene Ontology annotation, molecular function: metal ion binding. Bases 130 to 681 code for a protein of 183 amino acids. The record is from RefSeq and is a predicted model, not a curated record.